Melanaphis sacchari is the source of this 2200-nucleotide messenger RNA. RefSeq names its product protein zwilch homolog (gene Zwilch). The transcript is spliced from 13 exons. Gene Ontology annotation, biological process: mitotic spindle assembly checkpoint signaling; protein localization to kinetochore. Gene Ontology annotation, cellular component: RZZ complex. The record is from RefSeq and is a predicted model, not a curated record. The coding region runs from base 268 to 2139 and encodes 623 amino acids. Lineage: Eukaryota; Metazoa; Arthropoda; Insecta; Hemiptera; Aphididae.
UCUAAAGUAUUUUGAUAGUUUCAAGUUUGAUUAUUAGUUAUUACUUACAUUCAUAAAAUUGAAAAUAAGAACAAUCCUUAAGGAAUCAGAACCCAGGAGUCAGGACACUGUUUGCUAUUUAUUGAUCGCUGAAUACCGAAACUUAAUUUAUGUAGUUUAAACGUAGAAGAAGACUCAAUAUUAUAUAUUUAGAAGAGUUGUUUUUCUAGUGAACAAUUUUUUAUUUAAAAAUUGAAUUAGCUGAUCUCUAUAAUUAUUAAUAUCUAAAUGGAUCUUAAUAAUUUUCUUAAAUGUUGCCAUGACAGAGUGAAUUUACAUCCUGACUUUGUUUUGAAUCAAUGUGAUCCUAACACUAUCUCAUAUAUCCGCCCAUUUUGUCUAAAUGGUGUUGAUAAUCCAAUAGUUGGUUACAUUCAUAAAAAACAUGCCCAAAAAGUUGUGAACUCUUUUGUUAAAACUUUUUCAAGUUCUGAUGAAGAAGAAGAUGAUGAAUUAGAAUUGACUGGAAAUCCAUUAGAAUGUCCUUUCAGCCCAAUAAAAGCUCAAAAAGUUCAAAUAGAAAUAAAUAAACCGGAAGACAGUCAUGUUCCUUUAAAUUUGCUUCAAGCUAGGCAAUUAGUAUACUUAAAAUUAAAGGAUGAACAGUUUUUAAGUAUACCAUUAUUUAUAUUAUGUGAUGGAUUGAAAAACAAUACAAUUUUAUUGGGUGGUGAUGCUUAUAAAGGAUGGCAUUCACGUUAUUGGGGCGAGUAUAAAGGAUGUAACAAUGUGGAUCAUGAUGAGCUUUCUGUGGAAAAUAUGAUAGAAACGCAUAAGAAAUUUCCACAAGUUUCAUCAAUGAUUUUGGAAUCAAAAGUAUCUGCAGCUAUUAAUUUGACUGCAGCUUCUAAUACUGAAGAGUUCACAUUUAUUGAAAAUAGUCCAGGCAUGGUUACACUUAAUCUUAGUUGGCGACGACCAUCUCUUUUUGCUCCUCUCAUGACAACAGAAUCAUUUAUUAAUGUUCAGUGUAUGCUAGGCCAUGAAACGAGUCCAUUACACCCAUUAUGGCACCAAUUACUGUUCUUGGAGGAUCUAAUUGAACAAUUAACUUAUUUAAAAGAUGAAUGUUUAACAAAUAGACAUAACAUUGUAUUUCCUCAAUUUCAAGGUGAUAUAAGAGGUAGUGCUAAUGGACAAAUCGUUGAAAUGUUUCCUGCUAUGUUGCAAAGCAUAUCUUCUACAUUGUACAAACGAGGCAAGUUUGGAGGCCAAGAAGAUAAUGAUCAAAAACUGUUUUGUCAAUGUGUUAGAGAUGUUAUUGGUGCAGAAUGUAUUCAACAAGAAUUCACUGAUAAACUUUGGACUUAUUUGUUGGAAUGCAAAUCAUAUAAUGAUUUAAUUGAAUGUUUCAAACAUUUGUACAAAGCUGUAAGAAACGAAACUUUCAAACCAUUGAUUAAAUCAUCAAACGGUACGCGAUUAGCUCAAAUAUUAAAAUCUUUGCCAGGCAACACAGCUUCUAAUCCAGAAAAACUUUAUGACCCUGUUCAGUUAUUAAUUGAAAUUGGAAUUGAAAAACUUAAAAAUGAUUAUACUCAGGCAUUUUUAAUUUCUAAAAUAGCUUUAGCGGAUCAUUUAAAAUUAGAAAAUAAUUAUAAAUUUUGUAAUAUUGAGUAUUCAGAAUGGUGGACAACAUUAAACUCAUGGAUGAUUUGGUUAUGUAGAGUUCAUACAGUUUUAGAUUUAGCUUCUGUCACAGAAUCUAUGUUAAAUAUAACUACACAAAGUAUGAUGCCUGUCAUUACAAAUGCUUUGCGUUAUUAUCUCGGAGAUUCAUCUCCUAUAAAAGCUGUUACUUCUGUGAAAACAUUACCACCUCAGGUUUUCCGAUCAUCAAUCAAUACACAUUUUAUUGAACAUCAUAUACCAAAAGCUUUUACUUAUGACAAUUGGACGUUACAAUUAACAUCACAAAAUAGCAAUCGACGUGUUAUUAGUACAUUUCAUCGCAAUUCUGAAAAUAUAUUGCCUAAACAAAUACCAUGCCAAGAUGCUACUAAUGGCGAAACCAAGAAAAAAUUAAUGGACCAAACAACUGUACCUCUAGAAACUUAUUACUGUAUUAACUUCCAUGUAUUGUCAGACCAUUUAAAUUAGAUGAGUUUUGAUGGUAAUAUUUUUCUAAUUUUUAUUAUUUUUAAAUGUAUAUGUAUGUUUA